Messenger RNA from Suillus subaureus, 330 nucleotides. RefSeq lists its product as uncharacterized. The transcript has 2 exons. Lineage: Eukaryota; Fungi; Basidiomycota; Agaricomycetes; Boletales; Suillaceae. The record is from RefSeq and is a predicted model, not a curated record. The coding region runs from base 1 to 330 and encodes 109 amino acids.
AUGUCUACCUUUGUGAUCGAACAUAAUACGCGGGUGGGAGACAAUCCUUGCGUUGAAAGUAAAUCCCCCAGCAAGCUUCAUCAAAGUUCAUUCAUUCAACUUGAUGACUGGUUUGAAGGCUACGCUCAUUUCUUGGACCUGAACGUCUGGCCAUUGUCUAGUGUCGUGGAAACAAUCUGGGAUGACGCCACAAAAUCUUGGAAUGUGGUCAUUGAUCGUGGAGCAAUGUCACAUCACUCGAAGAUCAAGCACAUUGUCCUGGCCACGGCGACAGCAUCCUCCGAUCUUGAUCUUGAUAGGAAGACACUUGACGAGUCUAUCGAAGAAUAA